Messenger RNA from Amblyraja radiata (thorny skate), 2724 nucleotides. Its product is annotated as zinc finger protein Aiolos. The transcript is spliced from 7 exons. Lineage: Eukaryota; Metazoa; Chordata; Chondrichthyes; Rajiformes; Rajidae. Gene Ontology annotation, biological process: regulation of transcription by RNA polymerase II. Bases 1 to 1944 code for a protein of 647 amino acids. The record is from RefSeq and is a predicted model, not a curated record. Gene Ontology annotation, molecular function: RNA polymerase II cis-regulatory region sequence-specific DNA binding; DNA-binding transcription factor activity.
AUGGAGAGGACAUUGAUGGACUUAACGGACUGUGUUACCAGCUACAUAAAGUUCUGUGUAGAUAAUGUUGUCCCUGAGGAGACUGUAUACUGUUUCCCCAACAACAAGCCCUGGGUCACCAGUGACAUAAAAGCCCAUCUCAACCAGAAGAAGAGGGCCUUCAGGAAUGGUGACAGGGAGGAGGUGGAACAAGUGCAGAAAGAUCUGAAGGCGAGACUGAGACAGGGCAAGGACGACUACAGGAGGAAGCUGGAGCUGAAACUUCAGCAGAACAACAUGAGGGAUGUGUGGAGCGGGAUGAGGAACAUUACAGGCUACAAGAUGACCAGUGGCCUGGGGAGGGAAAGCAAUCAGGACUGGGCCAACAAGCUAAUGUUUUUAAUAGAUUUGAUGGCUGAGCAGGUGAGGAAGGAGCUGAGCAGGCUCCGUCCAGGCAAAGCUACAGGUCCCGAUGGUGUCAGCCCUAGGGUACUCAAGGCGUGUGCCAGCCUGUUGUGCGGGGUACUCCAGGAAACCUUCAGCCUGAGUCUGGAGAGGGUUCCUGUGAUGUCCCAAAGAGGGCGCGUCCCAAAGAGUGCUGUGAGGCGUGUUUAUGAUGAAAGUGAAGCAGCUCUUGAUCUCAGUGACGAAGGCUGCCAUGCUGGGGAGUACGGAGCAACCAACAGCAGCAGCUGCCUGGUGGAGAAUGAAGACUUAAACGGUGAUCACUUCAGCAGCCAGCCAUCGACAGCCGAUGGUAUUAGAGCAUCUAAUGGAAAACUGACAUGUGAUAUCUGUGGACUGUCAUGUGUUGGGCCAAAUGUCCUCAUGGUACACAAGCGAAGCCACACUGGUGAACGUCCAUUUCACUGUAAUCAGUGUGGAGCAUCCUUUACACAGAGAGGAAAUCUCCUGCGCCACGUAAAACUUCACUCUAGUGAAAAACCGUUCAAAUGUCACCUUUGUAAUUAUGCCUGUCGACGCAGAGAUGCAUUGUCAGGUCACCUGCGCACACAUUCCAUUGACAAACCAUACAAGUGUAGCUUCUGUGGGCGCAGUUAUAAACAGUGCAGCUCCCUGGAAGAGCAUAAGGAUCGUUGCCACAGUUACCUGCAGGGCAUGGGUCUCUGCACUCCAGCAGAGACAGAAGAAAUUCAUCAUCGCAAUCUAAAAGCAGAGAUGGGAUCUGAGAGAGCUCUGGUGCUGGAUAGACUUGCAAGCAAUGUCGCCAAGCGGAAAAGCUCAAUGCCUCAAAAAUUCAUCGGUGAGAAGCAGUUCUGCCUGGGCUAUCAAGACCUGCAAUACACCUCAGCUCCAUCUUAUGAGAAGGAGGGUGAAAUGAUGCAGGCACGUUUCAUGGACCAAGCUAUCAACAAUGCCAUUUCUUACUUGGGGGCAGAGUCGUUGCGGCCCCUUGUCCAGACCCCUCCUGCUCCCACUGCAGAGAUGGUGUCUGUGAUCAGCAGCCUUUACCCACUCUCUCUCACACGCUCUGACACCUCUAAUGGUCACCCAAGGGUAGCAGCCACAGAAAACAGUGGCUCGCAGGUGAAAGCAAAGUUGGAGAGAGGAGGCUCGCCCAGCAACAGCUGCCAGGACUCCACGGACACAGAGAGCAACCACGAGGGGCAGGCCUACCUGCAGCACCACAUGAUGGCGCCUCGCUUCAGAAAUGGCCUGGCUGCAGCCAAGGAGAAUCCAAAACCAUUCGACAUGGUGAAGGCAGCCAAGGGGCCAGGCCGUGAGAUGCUCAAGGUGAUGACCAACGAGGGGGAGCAAGUCAGGGUCUACAAGUGUGACCACUGCCGAGUGCUGUACCUGGAUUACGUUAUGUUCACUAUACACAUGGGUUGCCAUGGUUUCCGUGAUCCAUUUGAAUGUAAUGUGUGUGGCUACCGUAGCCGUGACAGAUACGAGUUCUCCUCACAUAUAGCAAGAGGGGAACAUGGUUACUGCAGAAAAUAAGCUGCAGACAUCAAAUUCCAUCCAGGGACAAAAAAAUAUUUUUAGAACUCAAGCUUAGCUUUUAUACUUAAUGCUCCGUUUCAGUGCCUUAGAGAGGCUUGGUACUGCGACACAAAGGGCAAUGCAAUAACCUGGAUAACUUGGCCGCAUUACCUGACAGCAGGAAAGAACUCAGCGUGUAACAUUUGAGCAACUCGGAAUGACUGUACCAAGCUGCACAUUGUCCUCUAGGCACAGACAUUGUACCCAGUUUCUUCCAAAAUUACUAGCAAGUAACCAGCUUCAACAUUUGAUCUUCAAUGUUCUGUACUCUGUGAAGUUAUGGCGAAGAUCUUCUCUCAGGCUUCCUUGCGUGUUGGGGGACUGAAGGCUCUCACCGUUAAUAUCACGAGCAGCGGACAUCAUGUUCCCAGUCUACAACAGAUGGCCUUCUGUGAGUGGAGCGCUGACACUCACACAGUCAGACAAUCUCUUGGACAUACCUCCACUGCACCAGUUCUUGUUAAUUUGCUCUUCAGAAAGACUAAUUUCCUUCAUGAAACCUGUACCUCAAUUGCUGUUCUUACAAAUUGUUUUAAUUCUGUUUCUCAAAUCUAAACUAGACUAAAAUUUCAGGGUAUUCCAUAGUUCAGAACUCAUGUUUAGUUUAGAGAUGUAACAUGGAAGCAGGCCAUUUGGCCCAUUGAGUCUGGGCUGACCAUUCAUCACCCAUUCAUACCAAUUCUAUUUUAGCCCACUUUCACGUCAAAUUCCAACAAAUUAGAGGCAAUUUACAGAGGC